This is a messenger RNA of Anguilla anguilla (European eel), 1749 nucleotides long. RefSeq names its product CDK5 regulatory subunit associated protein 3 (gene cdk5rap3). NCBI's taxonomy places the organism in Eukaryota, Metazoa, Chordata, Actinopteri, Anguilliformes, Anguillidae. The record is from RefSeq and is a predicted model, not a curated record. Gene Ontology annotation, biological process: regulation of cyclin-dependent protein serine/threonine kinase activity; regulation of mitotic cell cycle. Bases 133 to 1644 code for a protein of 503 amino acids. Gene Ontology annotation, cellular component: endomembrane system. The transcript is spliced from 14 exons.
CGUGUCAUUUGGUGUAAACACACCACUGCUCAUUCAGUGCGUAAUGCUGAGACGGCAUGAGAAAUUGUAUGAUCUCCGGUUAUAAUGUUUGGAUUAUAGACGGAAAGAGCUGCUUCAACUAAACAAGGAGCCAUGGAUAAUGUUCAAAAUCUUCCCAUUGAUAUACAAACCAGCAAACUCCUCGACUGGCUAGUGGACAGACGACAUUGCAACAUAAAAUGGCAGAGUGCUGUGAUGGCCAUUCGAGAGAAGAUCAAUGCUGCCAUCCAGGAUAUGCCUGAAAAUGAGGAGAUCAAACAACUGCUCUCUGGAUCCUACAUCCACUAUUUUCAUUGCCAACGGAUUGUUGAAAUCCUGAAAGGGACAGAGGCCUCUUCCAAGAAUAUAUUUGGCAGAUACUCCUCCCAGAGGAUGAAGGACUGGCAAGAAAUAGUGUCCUUGUAUGAAAAAGACAACAACUACCUUGUGGAGGUGGCCAGCCUGCUGGUGCGCAGUGUGAGCUACGAGGGCCCGGCUCUGCGCAGGCAGGUGGCCAAGGCUAAGCAGCUGCAGCAGGAGCUCAGUCGACGGGAGCUGGAGUGCCAGAGUGGGGCCGCCGACAUGAGAGAGCGGUUCUACACUUCCUGCAAACAGUACGGCAUCACGGGGGAGAACGUGGCCCGGGAGCUGCAGGCCCUGGUGAAGGACCUGCCCUCCGUGCUGGAGCAGCUGGGGAAGGAGGCGGCAUGUCUGGAGGACCCCAUCCAGCUCUACAGCGCCUUCGCGUGCUUUGUCUGCGAGUGGUCUGAGCCCGUAGUGCCCAUGUUGACCUAUGUCCAGCGGAAAGGGAACACAACGGUUUAUGAAUGGCGCACGGGCAGCCCGCCCUCCAUCGUCGAACGGCCCAAAGUGGAGGAGCCGCCCCCGGAUACAGUCACAGAGGAAGUGAUUGACUGGGGUGAACUGAGCGUUGCUGAGGGAGCAGGGGAUUUUGGGAUUUCGGUGGAGGACGGUGUUGACUGGGGCAUCAGCCUGGAGCCCAGCACAGAGGACGUUGGUUCAGAUGGCAUUGACUGGGGAGCAGGUGAUGCGGCUCCAGUGGAGAUUGAAGUUGUGGACGUGGGCACGGACUGCCCUGAAGGCGUGGCCAGAGGAGAGGACGCCCUCUCUGUGCUGGAGAAUCCGCAGACCCGUGGCCAGUUCAUCGACGAGCUCAUGGAGCUGGAGCUGUUCCUGUGCCAGAGGCUGAGCGAGAUGGCCGAAGAGGCGGACGUCGUGGCCAUGAGCCAGUUCCAGCUGGCACCCGCCGUCGUCCAGGCGCAGACGAGAGAGCGGGUGGAGGGCAUGCUGGGGGCGCUGCGCUCCCUGCUGGGCCGGCUGACCAACGUGCGCAUGCAGCACCUCUUCAUGAUCCAGGCCUCGCCACGGUAUGUGGAGCGUGUGUCAGAGGUCCUGAGGCAGAAGCUGAAGCAGGCAGACAUCCUGGUGCUGAAGCGGGGUGCUAUGGCAGAGCGGAGGCAGGAGGCGCUGGAGGAGCAAGCCAAGCUGGAGCCCCGCAUCGACUUGCUGGCUACCCGCACCCGCGAGCUGCAGAAACUGAUCGAAGGUGACAUCUCAAAGCGCUACAACAACAGGCCGGUCAACUUGAUGGGUGUCAGCGUGUGAGUGUGCGUGUGACCGCGAGGAUCCCUUCAUGCGUCGUAGAGCCCCAUUGUCACAACGCCGCCAUCUUUCUCCGUCAUCAAUAAAUUAUUGUCAGUUUGAAUUAAA